AGAGGCUUGAAUCAUAAGAGGCUUUUAAUAAGGCAGGAGAGGAGAGAGUGGGAGAAAAGGGGAAGGAAGCCAUAGGCGACCAAAGCCUUGUCUCAGAGCCCAGGCAAAGGCGCCUCUCUUGGCCCAGAGGGGGAGAGCCAAGGCCCAGGCUGCCAUGGCGGCAGGGGCUGCCCCAGAAGAACGCCCUGACGCAUGUGAUGUGCUGAUUGUAUAUGGGAAAGAUGCUAGUGACUGGUGUCAGUAUCUUCAGAGCCUCUUCCACUCAUGCCAGGAAGUCCAAAGCUAUCAAGUGGAGACCGGGACUGCUAUUUCCAUGGAGGAUCUUGACUUCUUCAAUCGCAGCAAGUGUAUUAUUAUUUUACUGUCAUCUGAACUGGUACAGAACUUCUAUAUCCCUGCUGUCCUUCAAAGCCUACAGAAUGUUCUUCAGCCACCACAUAAAGUGGUGAAGCUGUUCUGUGACGUUUCAGAAUGUGAGACUUGCAAAGAGUUUUUUGAAGACUGGUCCCAGUGGAAGCAGCUUACCUACGAUGAUGACUCUGAUGUCUACAUAGCAGCUGUCAUGAAAGCUAUUUCUGAAGGAGAUUCUGGUUGUGACUCAGUGACUGAUGCAGAGGUGGAAGAUGACAGAGACCUACACAAUUCAUGUAAUAUUACAACGAACCGGCAGCAUCGGACCAGACUAGGAAGCCUAGUUGCAGUGCAGCCAGAUCGCAUACGCUGUGGGGUGCAGACAACAGUUUACAUGAUCUUAAAAUGCAAGCUUGAUAGCCAAGUAAAAAUGGAAGUGGAAUUUUCCUCUGACAGCCAUCAGCCAGUGCGAGUACAGGCUAAGAUGGAGAAUGAAUAUACAGUCUCAGUUUGCACGCCUCAAUUACCACCUGGAACUGCGUGUCUGCGGUUAUUUUCUGGUGAUUUAAUGAUAGUUGAAGCAAGUGUCAGCUAUUACACUGAUAUGGAGGAAAUUAGCAACUUGUUGGCUGCAGUCGCAAAUCCAGUGGAAUUCAUGUGUCAGGCGUUUAAAAUAGUACCUUACAACACAGAAGCUCUGGACAAAAUUCUGACAGAAUCAUUGAAAAAGAACCUUCCAGCAUGUGGUUUGCAUCUCUUAGGGAUCAACCAGCUAGAGGAAGAAAACAUUACUAGCCAAAGGGAUGAAGAACUGCCCACACUUCUGCAUUUUUCUGCAAAAUAUGGACUGAAGAACCUUACUGCUCUUUUGCUUACAUGCCCAGGAGCCCUACAGGCCUAUAGUGUUGCCAACAAGCAUGGUUGGUAUCCUAACAACCUUGCAGAGAAACAUGGAUUCAAAGAUCUACGGCAGUUUAUUGAUGAAUAUGUGGAGACUGCAGACAUGCUGAAAAGUCACAUAAAAGAAGAGCUGAUGCAGGGAAAAGAAGAUGGUUCUGUUUAUGAAUCCAUGGCUCACCUCUCUACAGAUCUGUUGAUGAAGUGUUCUCUGAAUCCUGGCUGUGAUGAAGAGCUCUAUGAAUCCAUGGCUGGCACGUUUCCCAGUGCCACAGAGGAUUUGUAUGUAGAAAUGCUUCAGUCAGAUGCUAAUAACUCCUUUUCACAAACACCAAAGGACUACAUGAUGCGCAAGUUCUUAGAAGGUGUGAGUGCAGAUGUGCCGGAACCAAAAGAGGAUAUAUAUCAUAAAUGUGAAGAUGAAGACGUCUACCACAAAGUGGAGCAAGACAGUUUCCCUCAAGAGCUGGUCAACAGACCUCCUGUUCCUGUUCCCAGACCUGAUCCCUCCUUGAAACAACAGGACAAACAAUCAUACAUUUACAAAGUAUUUGCAGACAAAAAUCAACUGAGACCAGGAAAUCUCUAUGUAUCUGGAGGGACGAUGAGAAAUACGGCAGCAGAUACAUCCUCAAACCAGUCUCUGGCCAGUAUAUAUGAUCCAUUUGCUGGCAUGAAAACCCCUGGCCAAAGGCAGCUAAUAACUUUACAAGAGCAAGUAAAACUGGGGAUGCUCACUGUAGAUGAAGCUGUUCUGUGUUUCAAGGAAUGGCAAUUAAACCAGAAAAGGAGAUCAGAAUCAUUUCGCUUUCAGCAGGAAAACCUACAAAGAUUGCGAGAGAGCAUCACUCGACGACAAAUAGCAAAGCAAAAGGCUGGCAAACCUGGAGAUUUGGAUAUCACUGUGCCUGUUGGACCUUCCCAGAAUAUCCCCAAGAAACCAGAAUGUAGUAUAUAUGAAUUUAGCCCUCGGAAAAAUUUCAUUCCACCAAGUAAAGAGAUAAAACGAGGGGACUGGAAAACAGAAAGUACGUCAAGCACUGCAAGUAGUUCAAGUAAUCGCUCCAGUACACGAAGUGUACUGAGUAUCAGUAGUGGGAUGGAUGGAGACAAUGAGGAUAAUGAAAUGCCAGAGGUGAAGAGAAAUUUCCGCCAUGGGACUCAGCCAGUAGAGAGGCCACCUACCUUACCACCUGGAAGGCCUCCAAGAAUACCGCCAAGAGUUGCUAGCAGGGCUCCAAGCAGUGACAGCUUCCAUGCUCCACCUGUGCCCCCAAGAGGUCGUGAAAUGCCACGCUAAAUCUUGAUAAUCAUAAAAUGUAAAUAUGGGAAUUAUGACUUUGAUUCAUAACAAUGACUUUUAAAUGGCUGUUAUGCAAGUCUCUUCAACAUAUGGUCUCCAUUCCCUCAGUGAAAUUACUUAAAA
Sceloporus undulatus (fence lizard) is the source of this 2674-nucleotide messenger RNA. It is a transcript of the gene PIK3AP1, whose product is annotated as phosphoinositide-3-kinase adaptor protein 1. NCBI's taxonomy places the organism in Eukaryota, Metazoa, Chordata, Lepidosauria, Squamata, Phrynosomatidae. Gene Ontology annotation, molecular function: phosphatidylinositol 3-kinase regulatory subunit binding; signaling receptor binding. Gene Ontology annotation, biological process: signal transduction. Gene Ontology annotation, cellular component: cytosol. The record is from RefSeq and is a predicted model, not a curated record.